This is a messenger RNA of Jatropha curcas, 594 nucleotides long. RefSeq lists its product as uncharacterized. Lineage: Eukaryota; Viridiplantae; Streptophyta; Magnoliopsida; Malpighiales; Euphorbiaceae. The record is from RefSeq and is a predicted model, not a curated record. Gene Ontology annotation, cellular component: nucleus. Gene Ontology annotation, molecular function: DNA-binding transcription factor activity; transcription cis-regulatory region binding. Gene Ontology annotation, biological process: trichome differentiation; trichome morphogenesis; gibberellic acid mediated signaling pathway.
AUGGAAGUGAAAAUACUAAGAUUAUUUGGCUUUGUGGUGAAUCCUCACAUCAAGGGUGAAAAAAGGCUCAAGUGUUUAGAAGAAGGAGAUCCAAGUGGGAAGUCCCCAGAAAAAGUUUCAUCUGAAGUGAAGAAAUCUGCGACAGGGAGAUGUUCAGGGUAUGAACUGAAGCAAGAGAAGUACGAGUGUCAGUUUUGCUCAAAGGAGUUCAAGAACCCACAAGCAUUGGGGGGUCACCAGAACGCCCAUAGAAAGGAGAGGCUAAAAAGGAGAAGAAUGCAACUUCAAGAAACGAGUAAAAGUUUCAAUUUUUACCUUGAUGCCCCCUAUAACCAAAACAAUCUUGUUUAUCAUAAUUCUCUUUCGUGUUUUGAUGCAUUCUCUGCUUAUGUACCUCAGUUCAAGCUCUAUCAGGAAUCUCUAAUUACGUUCAGUCCCUCACAUCAGAGCCAAAACUUUUCUUCUAGUAUAUCUAAUGUGUCCAAAAUCAUUCCUCCAGAUCCCAAAAACAGCAAAGAAGACAUCUCUGUCAGGUCUACAGUCCUCAAGCCUUCUCCUUCAUAUACUUUGAAGGGGUGCCAGAAAUCCGUGUAA